AUGUCGUCAUCACCUAAGCGUCAAGAGUAUUAUUCAAAAGACAAUGAAAACAAAGAAAAAGAUGAGAGUCCAACGACGACAAUAGAAGAACGAAAAAAUGAGAUAAUUGACUCAACUACACCUGCUGAUACAUCGAAAAAUAAAAAACGUGUCCAUUAUCCUCAUAUAAACGACGAACCACCAGCAAUAGAUAGUGUGAAGACGGAUAGUCUUCAUCAGCAACACGAUAAAACGUCUUCAGCCGAUCUGUAUUCCAAAACGAAUAACGGCACUUCGAAGAAGCCAACAACCGGUGAUCAUGUAAUUCCAAUCGAAAAUGAACGUUGUUGUGGUUGUUGUUUACUACCAAAACCAUUGAAUCGACGUUUAAAUGAUGCUUUAAGUCCAUGGCGUGAAUUUUUUUAUUAUCAAUCAAAUUGGAGUUGGGUUGUAUUAAUUGCUUCGUUUUUAACUUAUUCAAUAGGUGAAGCAUUAACAUCAGUUUUUCCAAUCUUAUUUGUUGCUUUACAAGAAGAAUUUCCUAAUGAAGGUUCAUCACGUAUUGCAUUAGUUCAAUCUAUGAUGAAUGCUGUACCAUGUUUAUGUGGUCCAAUAGCAUCAAUAGCAACAACAAGAUUUGGUUAUCGUAAAACUGCAAUGCUCGGUGGAACUAUAACAUCAUUAUCAUUAUUAGCAACUUCAUUUGUCACUCAACUUAAAAUACUCUAUUUAACAAUGGGUAUAUGUUAUGCAUUUGGAAAUUCAUUAGUACUUGUUUCCACUGUUGUUGCUGUAACAGAACAUUUUGAUGCGAAACCAUCGUUUGCAUCUGGUGUAACAAUAAGUGGUGGAGCAUUUGGUCAAUGUUUUUUUGCUAUUGUAUUACAAAAAUUAAUUACAAAAUACGAAUGGAAUGGUACAAUGAUGCUUUUUUCUGGUGUUGUUUUAUCAAUUGUUGCAUUUGGUGCUUUAUUUCGAGAAGUUGAAUGGGAUGAAGAUGAAUAUGAUGAAGAAGAAGGUGAAGAAGAAGAAGAAAUUGAAAAUGGAAAUGAAACAACAACAAUAAUAAUGACAGCAGCUGGAGCAGCUGCAGCGGCAGCAGCUGCUGUACCUCCCGAACAAACUGAGAAUCCAAUUGAUACUACAGAUUCUCCCGUAACGAACAAAGAAGCAGGUGUAGCCACUGUACAUGCUCAUUCAAAUACACCUUUACUUACACAUAAACCAUCAAUAACAGAUGAUAUAUUUUUUUAUGAUCAAUUUUCAAAACAAGAACUACUUGAUCAAUAUUCUAAAUCUGAAAUAUGUUUACCCUUAGCUAUUCGUGAACAAUUAGAAAAUGAAUAUCGUCAACAUCGAAUGGAUCUUGAAAAACAACAACAUGAAGAAAGAAAUUUUAGUGAACAAAAAUUAUCAUCAUCAACAACACAAAUUGAACAAACGGAUGAAAUUGAUCGUGCAGCUGAAGUACCACCGAUUGUCGAACGAUCAAAUAGUUGCAAAGAUUUAACAUUAGCUGAAACAGCUCCAUCAACAACUGAAAAAUCUAUUCGUCCAAAUUUACAAUCAUCUACUACAACGAAUCCUCGAAAACCUCGUUCACAUCGUCGUGGACGUCGAUUAUCAACGUAUACUACUAAUGAUAAUAAACCAGUAGUACUUUAUUAUCCACUUCAUCAUCAACAUCCUAAUAUUCCAUCAGGACCAAGUAGUACUCGUACACAUUCAACACAUCAUCAUCAUCAUCAUCAUCCAUUACAUUGUAAUCGUGGAAAUCUUUCACAUCUAGCAUUAUGUUCAAAAAAUAUUUAUAAUUAUGAAAGUGUCUUAAAUAUAUGUAAAUUACAAUCAUUACAUUUUUCAAUUGAUCGUAGUUUAAGUUUACCAAAUUUAUAUUCACCUCAAAUAGCUGGAAGAAAACGUCAUCGUUCAGUAACAGUACCAGGAAAUAUUGAAGAUUAUUUAGAAGAUGAAGAAGAAGAUGAAGAUGAAAUAGCUAAGAAAAAUUGUUUUCAAUUACUUUAUCGUGAUAUAUGUAAAUUAUUACGUGUUUUACGUAUAUUACCAUUUCUUUUGUUAUGUAUAUGUGUUACUAUGAUAACUAUUUUUUAUGAUGCAACAUGGACAUUUCUUGUUGAUUAUAUGCAAGACAAUAAGUUAAAAACUGAACAAGGUUCACAUUUAAUUUUCGCUGUUGGUGUAAUAGCUAUUUUUGGUGAAAUUGGUUAUGGAUAUAUGGGAGAUUCGAAAAGGAUUUCACCACUUUAUAUAUAUGCUACUUCAUUGUGUAUUGCCGGUCUUUCUCAAUUACUCAUUCCAUAUGCCAUGAUUUCUUAUUCAUUUUUAAUGCCACUGAUGGUCUUUACUGGUUUUUUACAAUGUGCCCAAGAAGUAUUAAUGCCAAUAUUAUGUAUUAAAUUUGCUGGUACACAAAAUUUUGCAAAUGCUUAUGGUAUGCUACUUCUUUGUCAAGGUAUUUCAUCUCUACUGGGUCCGCCUACACUAGGUUUUAUUGCUGAUCUAUAUAAAUCUUAUGAUAGAACUUAUUAUGCUAUUGGCAUUGGCACAGCAUUGCCUGCAUUAUUAUUAUUUACAAUGCCACUUGUACAAAAAUGUUAUAAAGUUAUUUUAGCAGAAUCGAAACAAAAAAAAACUAAUACAUUAGUCACAGCAAGUAAUGGUGAUAUACCAGCACCACCAACAAUCAAUAAUUCACAUAGUGGAACAAUGGCUAAUAUAAAUAAUAAAUAA
Adineta steineri is the source of this 2730-nucleotide messenger RNA. The record is from the annotation of a GenBank genome assembly. NCBI's taxonomy places the organism in Eukaryota, Metazoa, Rotifera, Eurotatoria, Adinetida, Adinetidae.